This is a messenger RNA of Penicillium alfredii, 348 nucleotides long. RefSeq names its product profilin (gene pfy1). Gene Ontology annotation, cellular component: cell cortex. The record is from RefSeq and is a predicted model, not a curated record. Bases 1 to 348 code for a protein of 115 amino acids. Gene Ontology annotation, molecular function: actin monomer binding. NCBI's taxonomy places the organism in Eukaryota, Fungi, Ascomycota, Eurotiomycetes, Eurotiales, Aspergillaceae. The transcript has 3 exons.
AUGGGCUCGGGUCAAUUUGACAAGGCCGGUAUUCUCGCUGCGGACUUCUCCGGCAUCGAGGCCUCGUCGCCUGGUUUCUCGCUCUCCCAGGAGGAGAUCAACUCUCUGGCUGCCGCCUUCAGUUCCAGCGAUAACGCCUUCGCCAACGGCUUCUCCGUCGGCGGCGACAAGUUUGUGGCCAUCAAGGCUGACGAACGCAGUUUAUACGGCAAGAAGGGCAAGGAGGGCGCCAUCGUUGUCCGCGCCAGUGCCUGCACCAUCAUCGCCCACCACACCGAGGCCGUCCAGACCACCAACGCUGCUACCGUUGUUGAGAACCUGGUUGACUACAUCAACAACCCGCGGUAA